Molecule: messenger RNA, 1843 nt
Organism: Fragaria vesca subsp. vesca
Lineage: Eukaryota; Viridiplantae; Streptophyta; Magnoliopsida; Rosales; Rosaceae
Product: blue-light photoreceptor PHR2-like
Exons: 4
Coding region: 233-1615 (460 amino acids)
Biological process (GO): photoreactive repair
Molecular function (GO): FAD binding; DNA binding
Source: RefSeq, a predicted model, not a curated record
UGAGAAGUUGAAAUGUUAGUACAACAAAUGUUAGGUACCAGAAAAUGUUUUUAGCCUUUUAAAACCCCCAAACCAAUUUCAAAGCCCACCAGAUGCCAUAAAACACACUCCAUCACCACACCAACAGAGUGAGAGAAGCAAACCAAACCGAAGGGAGAGAAAGAGCACCAGAAGGUAGAAGAAGACACACACAACACCAAUCAGCUUAUCUUCAACCCUAGCAACACCAACAAUGGACCACCCCAAUUCCCAAAUCUCAGAGAACCCAGAAUCACCAGAGGAGCAACAGCAACAGCAACAAAACCCACUAGCACUCAUCCAUUCUUCUUCUUCCCCAUUUGCCACUGCCUCACUCUCACUCUCCCUGGCCUCAAUCCUCCCCAUCCACUUCUUCCAACAACCCAAAGUCUCCACCCUCUUCUCCUCCUCCCACCAACCCACCAAGGCCAAAAUCCCAACCCAAGCCUCCUCCCUCUCCCACCUCUCCCUCUCCGCCACCGCCCCCGCCCCCUCCAAGCUUUCCUUCAACUCCACCAUCUCAGCCAACCCCCUCCAAAGCCCCCUCACUCUCGGCCCCCGCCGCCCCCUCGACCCCAACAACGGCGCCGGUCUCCGUCGAGCAUCCAUCGUUUGGUUCCGCAACGACCUCCGUGUCCAAGACAAUGAAUGCCUCAACUCCGCCCACAACGAGUCCAUGUCCGUCCUGCCUGUUUUCUGCUUCGACCCGCGAGAUUUCGGGAAGUCAUCUUCCGGGUUCGACAAGACCGGCCCUUACCGGGCCCAGUUCCUCGUCGAGUCCGUCUCCGAUUUGAGAAAGAAUCUCCAGGCCAGAGGCUCCGAUCUGGUUGUCAGAAUCGGGAAGCCCGAGACGGUCCUGGCUGAGCUGGCCAAGGCUAUUGGAGCUGACGCAAUAUACGCCCACAGGGAGGUGAGUCAUGAUGAGGUCAAGUCGGAGGAGAGGAUUGAGUCUGCGAUGAAGGAGGAGAAUGUGGAGGUUAAGUACUUCUGGGGAAGCACUUUGUAUCAUAUGGACGACUUGCCAUUUAAGCUGGAGGAUAUGCCCACGAACUAUGGAGGGUUUAGGGAGAAGGUGAAGGGGUUGGAGGUGAGGAAGACCAUUGAGGCUUUGGAGCAGAUGAAGGGCUUGCCGUCUCGAGGCGAUGUUGAGCCUGGAGAUGUUCCUUCCUUGAUGGACUUGGGUCUCAACCCCUCUGCUUCCAUGGCUCAGGAUGGGAAGCCUUCUAUGGUGGGAGGAGAAGCUGAAGCCCUAGAGAAGCUUAAGAAGUUUGCAGCUGAGUGCCAAGCACAACCUCCCAAGGGGAGCAAAGAAGGAAGUCAGGAUAGCAUCUAUGGUGCAAAUUUUUCAUGCAAAAUCUCACCAUGGCUGGCCAUGGGUUGCCUCUCUCCCCGCAGUAUGUUUGAUGAGCUAAAGAAAACUGCUAGCAGAUCUGUCUCUGCAUCCUCAAACCCGGACGAUGGUGGCAGUGGAACAAACUGGUUAAUGUUUGAGUUAAUGUGGAGGGAUUUCUUCAGAUUUGUCACCAAGAAAUACAGUGCUGGAAAGAAACAGCUUGAUGCUGCUCCAGCAACAGCAUGCACGGGUGCACUUGCCUAAGCAAGAAUGUAGCUCGCUCGUUAAAAUGUUGAGAUAUCGAUUACUUUCAUCACCUUAUUUAAGUUUUCAAGAUGUAGUGGUUAGAUGUUGUAGGGUUCCUCUGAAAGAGUUGUUACAUGUUGAACUUUGUUUUCAUUGCCAAAUAAGAUGGUUGAAUAUGGUGUUUUGCCUCGUGCUUGAGAUGUGCCCUUGUCAGUCUUGUGAAUAACAGAUCCUCUUCUGCUCUGU